AUAUUGACUUAUUUCAGUCCAACGUAUUUACGCGUUUACGCGUCCUAACCGCGACGUUCUAGCCGCGACGAUAGGUUACUACCGACCAAUCCGCUACCGACCGAGCGACAGCGAGCGAGCUACGACUACGACUAGCGAGCGAGCCACGACUACGACCAGCGAGCGCAGCUUUCCUCGUACAGCGACGUUUCCUUGGGCAGGACGACUUGGCGACUUUGCUGCACACACUUGAAUGGUGGAAGAACUCAAUACCCCGGCCCUUAUCGUCCCGAGCCGAAACUCAGGAUGCGCUUCCUCCCCGCCCUCCCCAUGGGGACUCCAGAAACCAACAGCGGCAGUUCGCUUGUCUUUGUGAAGGUAUACAAGAAGCUGGAACUGCUCUCCUCAGCGCAAGCUUGGCCAAUGUCGUGGCGCCAUCCUAUAUGGAGGCCCUCCUUCCGCAUUGCAACAGAACGCCACAUGAUCUUCCUUCCUCCGCUUGUUCGGCAAUGUCCUAGCAUAAAGGAAGGACGAUUCAUAGCUGUACAUGAUCGGAUGUGUGUUCCUUCAAAAGUUCGUACUGACCAUUCAAUUGAGGAUCGCCGCCAUUUCAGCGCACCGCAAAAAUGAGGCUUCCGCCAAAAUGGUACCAAUUUUUGGUGUCUGUCUUCGCGUCGUUGGGAUCUGUUCUCUAUGGCUAUGAUCUCGGUGUCAUCGCUGGUGCGGUGGCGAGCGACAACUUUGUCAGCACAUUCACUCCAACAUCCGCGGAAACAGGAGCGGUGGUCUCAGUGUUCACCGGAGGAGCUUUCUUCGGUGCAUUCUUCGCAGGUCCUUCUGGCGAUUACCUGGGUCGGAAGAAGACAAUCCUUCUCGGUGCGCUUGUCUUCAUCCUCGGAGGUGCUUUGCAGACAGGAGCACAGUCGUUGGCCUAUCUGUAUGCUGGCCGCCUUAUUGCUGGCGCUGGUGUUGGAGUUCUGGUCAUGAUAAUUCCACUUUACCAGGCUGAACUAGCACAUCCGGAUAUCAGAGGUCGUGUGACUGCACUUCAGCAAUUCAUGCUGGGAGUAGGAGCUCUAGUUGCGAGUUGGGUCUCAUAUGCCACAUACACAUACAUCCCGGCAUCCUCCAGCAAUCAAUGGCGGGUAUCUCUUGGUAUCCAGAUCGUUCCUGCUGGGUUCCUCGCAAUGCUAAUUAUGCUGUUCCCGGAGUCGCCAAGAUGGCUCAUCGAUCACGGCAAGAAUGAGUUGGGCCUAGCCACAUUGGCUAAACUUCACGCGCACGGCGAUCAGAAUGAUGCUUGGGUACGAGCCGAAUAUGACCAAAUCCAGGACAUGAUUACCUUCGAGCAUGAACACGAAGCCAAAUCGUACAUUGAGCUGUUCUCUAAUAAAUCAUGUUUCCGCCGACUCUUGCUGGCAUGCUCCAUCCAAGCUUCGGUCCAGAUGACCGGUGUCUCUGCGAUUCAGUACUAUUCCCCCGCGAUCUUCAAGCAGAUUGGCAUUCCGGGCUCCGACACUCUCAAAUACCAGGGCAUCAGCAACAUUAUCGCUUUGAUUGCCCAAUUUUGCUGCAUUAUGCUCAUCGACUAUACUGGACGACGGUGGGCAAUGAUAGGCGGGAAUCUGGGAAACAUGGUGACUUUUAUCAUUGCAACAAUCCUGCUGGCGAAGUUCCCACCAGGAGCGACAAACAACGAUGCUGCAUCCUGGGCCUUCAUCGUCAUUACUUGGCUCUACAACUUCUCCUUUUCAGCGACUAGUGGUCCUUUGUCCUGGAUUGUCCCUGCGGAAAUCUUUGACACCAGGACUAGAUCCAAAGGUGUUUCCAUCGCUACAAUGACAUCUUUCGCGUUCAAUACCAUGAUCGGACAGGUUACGCCUAUAGCUUUGGAGAACACUGGCUGGAGGUUCUACGUUGUCUUUGUGGUCUGCAAUUUCACCAACGCUAUCUGGUUCUGGAUGAUCCAGCCAGAAACGAAGAAGCGGCCACUGGAGGAAAUGACUUACUUGUUCACGAAUGCACCUUGGUUCGUUCCAGGAAUGAACAUGAAGGAUUAUGAGAACCAUGACCUCGAGCACAGAAUUGAAGAAGUGCAAAGAAAAGGCAGCACUGUGAGUCAAGUUGAGGUGGGGGAUAAGUAUUGAGGAUGGAAAUGAGACGCGCGCUAUCGGCAUCUGGACGCCAAUUGCCCAUCCUCAGCAGAUUUCGACAAACCUUUUUUUCAUAGUA
This is a messenger RNA of Pseudocercospora fijiensis CIRAD86, 2211 nucleotides long. RefSeq lists its product as uncharacterized. The transcript has 6 exons. Gene Ontology annotation, molecular function: carbohydrate:proton symporter activity. Lineage: Eukaryota; Fungi; Ascomycota; Dothideomycetes; Mycosphaerellales; Mycosphaerellaceae. Bases 606 to 2126 code for a protein of 506 amino acids. Gene Ontology annotation, biological process: transmembrane transport; carbohydrate transport. The record is from RefSeq and is a predicted model, not a curated record. Gene Ontology annotation, cellular component: membrane.